This is a messenger RNA of Stegastes partitus (bicolor damselfish), 3407 nucleotides long. It is a transcript of the gene cep55l, whose product is annotated as centrosomal protein 55 like. Gene Ontology annotation, cellular component: midbody. The transcript has 12 exons. Lineage: Eukaryota; Metazoa; Chordata; Actinopteri; Pomacentridae. The coding region runs from base 63 to 1580 and encodes 505 amino acids. The record is from RefSeq and is a predicted model, not a curated record. Gene Ontology annotation, biological process: establishment of protein localization; regulation of phosphatidylinositol 3-kinase/protein kinase B signal transduction; mitotic cytokinesis.
UCAGGGGAUUUCUUCAUUCUGCCUCGUCUACUGCUCCGGCUCUCAAUACCAGCAAAGCAGCCAUGACAUCUAAAGGGGCUAAAGAGUCCCUCGUCACCAAGUUGGGUUUCAAAUCCAGCAGCUCUGCCUCCAAGGCUGAGGCGGAGCUGGAGAGAGUCAGGAAGGAGAACGCUCACCUGAGAAAAAAGAUUGAUGAACUGGCCAAACGACACAUCAAACUGCCUGAGUCAGACAAAGGCAAGCUGCUGGAGAGGAUUCUCUCCCUGGAGACUCUGCGAGAGAGGAACAAUCAGCAGCUGCUGGUUAAAGAGCAGGAGCUUGAAACUGCGAGACAGCAGCUGUCAGCCAAAGGAGGAGAGGUGGUAGCAUCGCUGCAGGCCCAGCUGGAGCAGCGGAGGAGAGAGGCAGAGCAGAGGGACGCGUUGUUCCAGAACUUGUCACAAGAGACGGAGAAUCUGAAAAACAAGCUGGCCACUGUUUCGGCCCGAUGUCAGUCCCUUGAAACCCAGGUGGUGGCACCCCCUGCAGACUUGGCACUGGUACAAGAUCAACUGAGAGACGCUCUGGAGAAGAACCAGCAGUGGCUGGUGUACGACCAGCAGAGAGAGGCCUACGUGCAGUCCGUCCUGGCCCGUUCAAUGGAGCUGGAGAAGCAGCUGGCUCAGGGAAAACAGGAGCAACCGAAACAGGAGGCCAGUUCAGAGGCUCCUGCCAGUUCAGCAGGUCCAGAAAAGGAAUCCCAGCUUAAAAGCCAUUACGAACAGUUGAUGUUAGGGUUGCAAAAAGACCUGGAGAACCAAAAAGAUCAAGUUUCCAGAACCCACCAGGAGCUCAGUGAGCAGAGGGAGCAGACCAUGAAAGCUCAGGUUGCACUGCAGUCUCAGAGGGAGCAGGUCACCAGGGCCCAGGAGGAGAUGUCAGCGCUGCAGAGGCAGCACGACGAAAAAUGCAGCCAGUUGUCAUCCUUUCUGAGGAAGUACGAAGAGAAGAGCAAAGAGCUGGAGGAAGCCAAGAUGCAGCUGCAGGCAGAACGACUGAGCAACAGACAUGCAGUAAGUGAGGAGAGACACGUGUCGUCUGAGCGGGCAGACAGAAUGAGAGCCGAACUGGACAAUAUGGAAAUUCGACUGGAAGAGGAACGGAAGAGAUCCGCUGAACUUCUGUUGCAGGUGAAUAUGCUGCAGAAGUCUCUUCUGAGCCAAAAUGAAGAACAAAGGAGAAUCGCAGCACUGGAGCAACAGAUCCAACUCUCUGCCAAGGACUUUGAAAAUGAAAAAAUUGAUCGUCAGAGCAUGCAGCACCAGUUACAUAAGGUGCUGAAGGAGCUUCGCAAGGCCCGUGAUCAGAUUGCUAAACUGGAGUCUGCUAAGCAGCCAAACGCUCGCUUUUCAGAGCCCAGCUCAUACAAUAGGCUUGAGUUUGAGCGUCUCACUAUUGACGAUCCUCUCGGCCCCACAUCCCCGUCUAAAGUCACCAACCUCCUGGACGAGAGUUUCUUGGAGUGCCCUAGGUGUCGGGCCCCGUAUCCCACCAGUCGCCACAGAGAGCUCCUGGCUCACAUUGACUACUGCCUUGCCUGAGCUAGCACUGAUUCUAGACCAGUGUUUCCCAACCUGGGUGUCAGAACCUGCCCUCACCCAAGGGGGCAGCAAUAUCGCAUAGAUCACUCACCAAUGGGGCUGGGAACCACUGCACUAGAUCGUUAGAUUCAUUCAGAAAAUGUAACCCCUCCAGUGUAUUUUAAACACCUGUCUGGGGGAGAAUGUAAACACCGUGAACAGGCAGUUUCACACACUGAUUUCCAUAAACACAGCACUGUUGUGAGCAACAAAGGUGAGUAAAAGGCAUUUUUCAACUCACCCAGAAGGCUCCUAACAUACCAUCCUGCUAUUUGUUUCUAUUUCCAUAAACUGAGUGAAUUGCAAUGAGGCUCAUGUACGCUGAUAAGUUUAAAAUACUCCUCGUGGUGUCAUAACGAUCAGUUGAAACAAGUUUAUAUGUUCAAUAAUGCAAAUCAUGGGGAGGAUUGUGUGUAUAGUUUCCAUAAAACAUAAGAAAUUCUCAGAUUAGUACUACCUUAGGCUCUUUGUCUUCACUCCAAGAAGUUUCACACACCAGACCCAAAUAACACGUCGCUUCUUAUCAAAAAAUGUUCUGUUUUUAUAAAAGGGACUUUAUUUUUAAACGUAUAUUUCAUAUCUAAAUCACGUUAGAGUUAUUUAAAAACUUGUUAAAAGUGUUUACACGUUCAUGCCAUGUGUGUACUCCAGUUCUUUUUUGCCAUUAGACGAUCAUCAGGCCAAAGAUCAAGUCAUUUAUAUAAUAGAGCCUCCCAUAUAAUUAUGUCUGGGGUCUUCCGGUAUUUAUAUUUUACAGUGUUUGUGAAGCUCUUAAUAAAUUCUGGCUAUUUUUUAUUUUUGUGUGUAUUUGAUUUAAGUAUUUAUUCUUGGCUGAUCUACUGUCUUUUUUUUGUAUCAUAGGGAUUUGCUUUAUUUAGUUUUCUGUUAAAGUUUACAAACCUGCCUAAUAUCUUCUGUUGGUAAACCAGCUGUAAACACACCUUAUAUCUACUCCUAGUUUCAGUAACAGCACCUGUGGUGGUUUUGUGUGACAUUUUCUUGGGCACAUUUGCGUUGAUCUGAAAAAGAAAAGCGGCAGUGGUCAUUUGCUGUUUGAUAGUACUGAUGUGAAGGACACAAUGAAAGGGAAAAAUAGUGAUUUUUAUGUGUUUUCAGCUCCGUUUAUAUGAUUAUAACUUGCCUGCCAUGUGUUAUCUAUUAUAUCUUUAGUGGUUGUGUCUGAUUACAACACGUCGAUCGUUUCUCUGCCUGUCAGGAUACAAAUAGUUGGAUAAACUUUGCUAAACCAUGUGACUGCAACCAUGACCAUGAUUCUUUUUUCCCUUCAACCUUUACCACAUAGUUUUAUUUGCCUAAACGUAACCAGACCUUAAACAUAACUGGUCACAUGCGGCAGGUUGUCUGUGUAUUCUCUCUGAGUGAAGCUCUCUUCCAUCUCCACCUUGACUUUUCAAGCCUGCAGCCCUGUAAGGCUGCAAUGAGAUUGCAUGAGUUAAUUCCUUGUACUAAACUAUUUAAGGCAGGGAUUACUGAAGGUCCUCUUGGUAGGGGAAAGGGGGUUAAGGUGUCUUUAUUCCUGCAGCCCUGGCAAUGUGACUAGAUUGACUUACAGUAAGACAGACAGACUACUGCUGUUCAUCCUAUCUGUAGUUGUUUUAACUUGGGCUGUGUGUCGUUCAGAAGAUCUCAGAAUCAUAUUGCUUUUGUCAAGUUUGCUGUUUUUUAAAGUUAUUUCCUUCAUUGUAAUCAUGUUCUCCAAAGUUGUUUUGCCAUGCUCUGUACUGUACAAAAAUGUGCAAUAAAGAUGUAAACCUCCCUCCAACACAA